AUGCGCUUCUUCCUGGCUGCGUGGCUUUGCCACUUGGCUGCUGCUUCAUUGACUAUCACCAUCUCUCCGUCUUCCCUCCUCCCCCACCCCCAUUCUCUCCCCGCAACCACUCAUGCCACCCUUACCACCUCGGAUCGCGUCCUAACGGCUUCGCUCACCCGAUCGUCAACUUUGGUGUUCUCCGAUAUCCCCUCAUCCGGCCCUAACUCGUACCUUCUUGAUAUUCGUUCCGGCGAAUGGGUCUUUGCUCCCUAUCGUGUCGACGUGGCCGCCGAUGGAACCGUCCUCGGGAUUUGGGAGACUUUCCGAGGCAACCCGUGGGACAAUCGCGGCGCGGAGAAAUAUGUCGUUGAUAUUGCGGGAAAGGCACAGGGUGAUAUCGUGAUCGAAGCCAAGGUGGUCGGUCGCAGAGGAUUUUAUGAGGAACGCGCCAAAUUUUCGCCAAUGAGUCUUGUCAAAAAUCCGAUGAUCUUGCUUGCAAUUGUCGCCCUAGGUUUCACCCUAGGCAUGCCCAAGCUGAUGGAAAACAGUGCGUUCCCUCAACUUCCCUUCCCGACAAUGGCAGUGGACCCUGAGAUGCGUGCUGAGUUUGAGCAGCACUCCCGAUCGUCCCCGAUCACAGGUGCUACAAGCAACGCGAUGGCCGGAGGUGGUUUCGAUCUGGCCGGGUGGAUGGCUGGCACCUCAUCCGGUCCUACCGCUGAUGCCGACGCUGCCCGUGGAGAAGCAACAGGUCGGGAUACAGGCGCGGCGCGGCGCCGAGGCUAG
Messenger RNA from Penicillium atrosanguineum, 768 nucleotides. RefSeq lists its product as uncharacterized. The transcript is spliced from 3 exons. The record is from RefSeq and is a predicted model, not a curated record. NCBI's taxonomy places the organism in Eukaryota, Fungi, Ascomycota, Eurotiomycetes, Eurotiales, Aspergillaceae. Bases 1 to 768 code for a protein of 255 amino acids. Gene Ontology annotation, cellular component: EMC complex.